UUAAUUAUUUUUAUCUUUUAGCUUUCAAUAUGCCUACUGUAUAUAGUGUUGUUGAAACGUUUCAGGGAAUUUUGAGUCGGAAAAUUGAUAGUUGUGCUUCAUUUUCGUCGGGUAGGCCGACAGUUGGAAGGCCAGGUAUUGUUAAUUGUUUAUUUUUGCAUCAUUUGGCUCAGGAUAUGCAGAUGUUAAUUGAUUUUUUAAUAGAGGUUGGAUUGUUGAAGGCUGCAGUGUGUAAGAAAUGGGGGUCUGGUAUGAACUAGAAGUUGAAGAAGUCGUAUUCGGAUGGAUUUGUGUAUGUUUGUCGCAAAAUGGUAGAUAGUAAUCAGUGCAACACUGAAAUGUCGGGCAUAAUAAGGCAUAAUUCUUGGUUUUCGAAGUCUAAGCUUAAGUUGUUUGAGGUUUUGUUGAUCACGUAUGAGAUUUUGAGAGGCACUAAGACAGGUAGGAUUGCGGAGGAGUAUGGUUUCUCUAGUACUACUUUAGCAGAUUGGAGGCAAUUCAUUAACGAGACCAUUUUGAAUUAUAUUCAGGAGAAUUCUGAGAAGGUAGGUGGGGAUGGUGUUGUUGUGAAAAUAGAUGAGUCGAAGUUUGGCAAAAGGAAGUACAACAGGGGUCAUAGUGUUGAAGGUCAGUGGGUUUUUGGUGGUGUUGAAAGGGGAUCAGGUAAGGUUUUUCUAGUUGCUGUGCAUGAUAGGUCUCAGGAGACGUUGUUGUCGCUAAUUAAGGAAUGGAUUAAGCCAGGUACGUCUGUUUUGUUCUGAUUGUUGGAAAAGUUAUGAUUGUUUAACGGAUGAGGGUUUUGAUCAUUUAAAGGUAAAUCAUUCUUGUAAUAUUUGUAGACGCCGAUUCCGGGUGUCAUACAAAUACAAUUGAAAGUACGUGGAGGCAUGUUAAAGCUUCUUUGCCUACGUACAAUCGCAAGGCAGAUUAUAAAUUUUACCUCGCGAUGUACAUGUUUCGUAAAUCAUGUUUAGCGGCUAAUGUUGAUUGUUUCAAUAAAUUUAUUAA
Stegodyphus dumicola is the source of this 1008-nucleotide messenger RNA. RefSeq lists its product as uncharacterized. The record is from RefSeq and is a predicted model, not a curated record. NCBI's taxonomy places the organism in Eukaryota, Metazoa, Arthropoda, Arachnida, Araneae, Eresidae.